Messenger RNA from Aspergillus japonicus CBS 114.51, 657 nucleotides. RefSeq lists its product as uncharacterized. Bases 222 to 524 code for a protein of 100 amino acids. The transcript is spliced from 2 exons. The record is from RefSeq and is a predicted model, not a curated record. Lineage: Eukaryota; Fungi; Ascomycota; Eurotiomycetes; Eurotiales; Aspergillaceae.
CCCUUGGCUGCGAACUCUGAUUAGUCUAGUUUGCCUGGGCCUCUCCUCCUGGCCAGAACAUAAACACAUGGAGUCCCCAUGCGUACGUACUGUACCUACGGAGUAUUUCUGGCCAUAUAAGUGCCUGUUCCCGCCGGCAGCCUUGCAUCUGUGUAUCCCCCUCCGUCUCUCUUACUCACUCAGUCACUCCCCCUUCAUGAUUUCCUGCGAGGUCAACUGCCAUGGGUUCAGCGACUGAGAGCCCUCCACACCAGGGCGAGCACAACAAUACCCUUCGUGCGGAAAAGAUCGUCUCUGUGACCGAUACGACGACUGCAUCCUCCACCACCAGCAAGAAGUCCAAAUCCGACGCCAAGGAUGCCACACCAGAGCAGACGGCCUCGUUAGGCAGUUAUUUUAGAUUACUGUCGCAGGCAAGCGCGUCGGAUCGGGCCAUCCUCGCCGUCGCCCUCCUCUCCUCCAUCGGGUCGGGUGUGGUAUGUGACCGCAUCCACCACAAUCCGCAGUACGCAGUCCACGGCUAAUCUCUCCUCGUGCCCAGCCCCUACCGCUCAUGAACAUCGUCUUCGGAAAUAUGGUCGGCGAAUUCAACGGAUACUUCACCGAUGACUCCUCUACCACCGAAUCCGAGUUCAAGUCCGCCAUCAGCAAACUGAG